Molecule: messenger RNA, 950 nt
Organism: Oreochromis niloticus (Nile tilapia)
Lineage: Eukaryota; Metazoa; Chordata; Actinopteri; Cichliformes; Cichlidae
Gene: morn5
Product: MORN repeat containing 5
Exons: 6
Coding region: 149-721 (190 amino acids)
Source: RefSeq, a predicted model, not a curated record
AGAAACCAUUAACUUGUCGAACAGUCGUAUUGUUGCGUCAUUGCCAUGGUAACAGUAUACCACUUCACUGCAGUUUUCAGUUUUUAGAGUUUUUAGAUCGACUUUGUGUGCUUUUUUCACCCUACGUAGAAAGCAGGACAUUGUGUUAAUGGAGCACAUCGGAAGCAGUUACAAUGGGGCAACAAAAUUUGGCAGGAUGGAAGGUGAAGGAGAGUACACCUUCCCUACAAGUACAAGAUAUGUGGGAGAGAUGAAAGAUGGAAUGUUCCAUGGCAAAGGAGUACUGUACUUUCCAAAUGGAAGUAAAUAUGAGAGCACCUGGGAAAACGGCAUAGCCAAACAGGGGACAUUUACCUUUGCAGAUGGACUGCAGUACCAGGAGAAGGACUGGAACUACUGCGAUGGCUAUGACAGGCGCUUCUACACUGAGAGGUGCAAUGGCCUCAGACCUGCAGGAAAAUCUCAGAUAACAGAUUUACAUCCUCCACGAGCCAUUCCUGAUGGAUGUUAUGACUGUGGAGAUGGUUUUUAUAACCCCAGCACCAGAGUAGUCACAGCCUACACCGGCAGGUUUCUCAGGAGCGCAGAUGACCAGGAGCAUGAGUGGAUUGUGCGGACUUGUCGGAAGGCUUGGGAUGAGGUUUGUGGCGCUGAGCCGGAAAAAUCAGCUGCAGCCAGAUUGGACAAGGCUCCUGCAAUAUUUGUCUCUUCUCCACGCUGACUCCUGGAUGACCUUUGAGUUGGUUCAGGAGACAUCACUGAUGUUAGAUCAGGGGUUGGGAUCGGGAGGUCAGGGGUCAUAAGGGCCAUGUCGGAGAACUAGCGACUGAGGGGGAGCUGAGGCAGCGACAUGGCCUGAUGAGAGAGACUCUGAGAGGUCAGGACAGAGAAGGGAUGACCUGGGGAGCAAAUCAUAAAAAACACACAAGAUUAAAAAAAAAAAAAAAGCA